Messenger RNA from Fulvia fulva, 1257 nucleotides. RefSeq lists its product as uncharacterized. The transcript has a single exon. Bases 1 to 1257 code for a protein of 418 amino acids. The record is from RefSeq and is a predicted model, not a curated record. Lineage: Eukaryota; Fungi; Ascomycota; Dothideomycetes; Mycosphaerellales; Mycosphaerellaceae.
AUGGAGCAUACCGCCAACCACUUUCGCUACACGCCCUUGAGGAAGAAAUGUAUACGCCUGGUCAAGUUUGGCUCAAGAACCACCCACGAGCGCAUCCACCUCACUCUGAUGGAAAAUGUUUCGUACGACGACACCACCUUGAGCGAAAAUAAGCGGCGAAAGUACAUUGCUCUUUCCUACUGCUGGGGCGAUCCGAACGGUAGAGUAGCCAUCAAGCUGAAUGGACGCAAUUUCGAGAUCACUCGUAGUCUGCACGCAGCGCUGGUCGCCAUCUGGGCACACCACCGGGUCUUCGAUGCAUACUGGAUUGACGCGAUAUGUAUUGAUCAAGGAAACGUACGGGAGCGCAACGUGCAAGUGGCGCGGAUGUGGCAGAUCUUUCGCUACGCAACCAGGGUGUUUGCAUGGCUGGGAGACGAAGACGCAUCAAUGGUCUCGCUGGCUCGGAGAUUUGACUGCAUUCACCACCAACUUCCUGAGAGGCUGGAAGCAGAACCUCCGGGGGGAGAUCAGUGGAGCACGGAGGAUCCCAUCGAUUUCAUGGUCCACACCUUACUGAGGAAUCCCUACUUCUCACGCACCUGGAUCCUGACCGAGUUCACACAGGCCAAGCGCCUUGAUCUUGUCUGCGGAUCUAUGCGAUGUGACUUCCAACACAUUGACGCUCUUCUGGACAUGGAAGAGGAUACCACAGUGAAGAGGACGAACUCUGCAAUACAUAACCGCCAUCGAUUUUCGAGAUUCAGCAAGGAGUACCUCACGGGCCGUUAUGAUGAGAGUAAACAGUUGCAAGCAUUGGAAGAUUGCAUCAUAUCCUACUCGAUGACAAGUUGCCAGAAUCCAAGAGACAAGGUCUUUGCGAUGUUGAAUCAUCCUUCCAACACAAUCCGCCCACGAGGCAGCCGAGCGCGUCAUUUACGACCAGACUACUCAAUGGACGAGGACGAGCUCCUGGUACGUACUGUGGCGUGGAUCAAUGACACCUGCGAAGAUUUUGAGAGAGGCAAAGAGUUCCAGAAGGGGCGCCACAACGAGAUCGAUCUUGGGGUCAACACGCCUAGGAUCGCAUCAUAUGUCGUGGAUGCACUUGGAGUUGGAACGGAUGUGGUAGAUGAACGAGCAUUUGACACUUGGUUGGUUGCUCAUCACGACUGGGUUUGUCUACCUUGUCGAAUUAGAUUACUGGAUGGGACUUCCGUGCUACGCGAUCAAUUGCUCGGUACCUUUCUAUUCAGCGCGGCCCGCAAACUAGAGUAG